This is a messenger RNA of Callorhinchus milii (elephant shark), 2932 nucleotides long. RefSeq names its product 2-5A-dependent ribonuclease. The record is from RefSeq and is a predicted model, not a curated record. Lineage: Eukaryota; Metazoa; Chordata; Chondrichthyes; Chimaeriformes; Callorhinchidae. The transcript is spliced from 7 exons. Gene Ontology annotation, molecular function: ATP binding; protein binding; RNA nuclease activity. Gene Ontology annotation, biological process: mRNA processing; protein phosphorylation. The coding region runs from base 316 to 2727 and encodes 803 amino acids.
GGAGGGGCGGCUGUGCCGGCGGAGCCCGGGGCGGGCUUUUAAGAGCUGUUUCCUGGGGAAGGAAGGAAGGAGAGAGAGAGGGAGGGAGCGGCCGCCGCCCCCAACGUUAAUCUGCUUCAUUUUGGUCUAAAAACGGUCGUUUUGACUCGUUUAAAACUCGCAAAAAAAAUUUUUAUUGAGAGGUUAGUCUAUGGUACCGUGUGUGGUAUUUUUUUUCUUUUAACCCCCCCCCCCAAAAAAAAAAUCACCUCGUUUCCACGCUCUGGGCCCAAUUCAAACGACCUUCACAACUGUGUCCCUCAGGAAAGUUUAAUAAUGGUAGAAAAUACGGAUCGGGAAAAUCUUGGCAAAAAACUUCAAGACCUUUGUAAUUCUCCCAAUCCUGAUCUUGAUGAAGCAAAAAGAUUACUUCAAGAGGGUGCACCAGUGGAUUACAAUGUGUCUGGGCUCGAAACUCCAUUAUUAUAUGCCGUGUCACAUGGCUAUGAAGAUCUUGUUGAAUUACUCUUGAGGAGCAAAGCAGAUGUCGACUAUAAGAUGGAGGGCUUUGGCUGGUCGCCUUUGCUAAGUGCUGUAAAAUCAAAUCAUGAGAACAUUGUCCAUUUAUUAUUGAAAUAUGGAGCCAAUCCGCAAAUCAAGAAACUAAAUGGAGCUACACCAUUCAUUGUUGCUGCCAUAGUUGGUAAUGUCAAGUUGCUCCAAACCUUUCUCGACCUGGAAGUAGAUAUCAAUGAGGCAGACAGCUUUGGUUUUACCGCAUUCAUGGAAGCUGCCCAGUAUGGUAAAGAGGAGGCUUUACGCUUUCUUUUUAAGAACAAGGCUGAGGUGAACAAACACCGAGAAGUGAAUGAGGAAACAAAGACGUUAGGAAAAGGUGGAAAGACAGCUCUGAUUGAUGCUGUGCGUAAAGGGCAUGAAGAUAUUGUCGUCAUCUUGUUGGAUGAGAUGGAAGCUGAAGUCGAUGCCCAGGACAACCUUGGCCGAACUCCAUUAAUGUAUGCCUUGGAGGAGGACAAUGAGACAAUUGUGACAAUUCUGUUGGAUCGUGAUGCUGAUGUUAGCCAUGUGGACAAAAACUACGGCACGCCCAUAUACACUGCAUUAAAGAAAGAUACAGUGAAUACCAGUCUGGUGAAGCUGUUGAUGGAACACAGGCCAGACCUAAAUGUCUGUGAGGAAGCUGAAAGUACCCCAUUGAUUCUUGCUGUAAAAAAGAAAAAAAAGGACUUGGUCAAGCUUUUCCUGAAAGACGAAAACAUCAACGUCAAUGCAAAAAAUAAUAAGGGAGAAACGGCCCUUCUGGCAGCAGUGGAGGUGGAUGACCUAGCGAUGGCUAAACUACUGUGUGAUAAAGGAGCAGAUGUAAACUGCAUCAACAAGUCAGGAGACACACCAGCCAGUGUGGCCAGGCGAAAAUACAACCUAGAUAUGCAAACGUUAUUGAGGAAAUAUGAAGAUUUGCGGGGAAACAAAGAUGUAUCACCUAAAAGAUGGAAAGUGCGGAGUCAACGUUGGCAUGAACAACUGAAGCUUCUGAGGAACGUGCACCCAUUGCCCAUCGGGAAGCUAAAUCUGUCCAGGUUGGAGGCUUAUAGAAUGAAAGAAUUUGUCUACUUGGGUUUCUUGAAUGAGGAAACUGAAGUAGCUGUGAAAUGCUUCCGGAAGGACAGUGAAGAAGCGCGCAGAGAAAUGUGUGUCCUCUUACACCAACAGAUCGUCUCGCACAGCCAGUUUGUACGAUACAUUCAUCAUGAAACUGACUCACAAUGCGAAUAUAUUUGCCUGCAGAUUUAUGAGUAUAACCUGCAGGAAUUGGUAGAACAGAAUCCCGAGGAAAUCAAAGAGAAAGCACCGAAUGUAAUGAAAGAGUUGAUCAAGGCUCUUGAGAUUUUGCAUGGAGCUAAAUUUGCCCAUCGGAAUUUGCAUCCAACUCAUGUCCUGAAAGAUGUUGGAGAGCGGAUUUGUCUGGCGGAUUUUGACUCGAGUGUCCAUUUCGAUGAGAAUAAGAAUGUGGUGUUAGAAUCAGAAGGUACUUGGGAGGCCUCUGAGGUCUUGCAGAAGAUGAAAGAAUCACCCCCUGUGACAUUUACUGAAGAUGAGCUUUUUAGGGCAGAUUUACAGGCAUUGGGACGGCUUUUACACUAUAUGGUGACUGGAGGAAAGGAUGCCUACAGCAGCCCAGCAGACGUAGCCUGUAAUAGGCCAUCUUUGGAGGAGGAGCUACUUUCUGCAGAGGCCAGACAUCUGAUCGAGUGGCUGUUGGCACCAGCAGCAGAACGAGCUACCAUCAGUGAUGUCAAACAGCACCCAUUCCUCUGGAAACCAGCAGAAAAGAUCGGGUUUCUCCACAAAGUGGCUAAUGAGGAGGAUGUACGAACUCGCAAAGAAGACACUCCCAUCACCUUGUGUCUCAAUGACAAGGUGGAUGAACAAAAGACCUUCUAUACUUGGACAGAAAAGAUUGAUGAAGAAGUUCUGAAUUGCAUGAUCAUGGGAGCACAAAAGAAACCGCAGAAGAACUCAAAGACAAAGUUCAAAAACACACCCUGCGAUCUGCUGAGGCUCAUACGAAACCUGACAGAGCAUUUGGGAGAGAAGUCCAAAGAGAUACAGGAGAAAGUUGGAACGCCAGAAGAAUAUUUCUUGGGGAUGUUUCCUGACUUCACCUUGUGGGUCUACAAUGCCUUGAGGUCCACUGAAUGGGAGAGACGCUUUCUGAAAGACUAGAGGCCAGCUCCUAUCAAGAGUGCCUUGGGACAUCCUCCUGACGUGAAAGGCGCUAUAUAAAUGCGGUUUGUUAUUGAAGGGCAAUUUGCGUGUGAUGAGCAGAGCUGGGUGCCAAGCAACAAUGGGACAACAGCAAGAGAAUAGCGGGGUGGGGGGGGAGGGAGCGAGGGGCAAAUGACGGAGAGGAUCAGGAGACUGCGCAAAA